AUCAAAUAUCAAUUCCAGUUUGAGUAGUCUUGACUUAGUGUUGUCAUCCAAGGCUGGCGGUCAAGCAUGUAGACGACCUUGGACUGAUGCUUAGCCAAGUUGAGACUAUGCCACAGAACAUUAAGGUGCCAAAGACUACUACAUACAUGUAGCAAAUGUUCUACAACUGGCUAGUUUGACGAUUUUGAAUGCCCAUCUCUGAUUCUACAUUUUGUGUCAAUUCCCAACACAAACUUUUAACUGUUUACACAGAUUCGGCUCCGAAUUCUCUGUCAGAACUUAAUUGUCCCAAUGUAUUAGACUCGAUUGGUGCCUUUGACCAUGAAGGCACAAGCAAUCGCACCUCUAAUUCGGAAGCUGUUGGUAAUUCUUUCGUCACUUUUGAGGUUUCUGAGACCGAGACAUGUGCAAGCAACUUAUCAGACGACUUUCAAACAGUUCCAGAAUACUCAUUACAUACUGAGGUUUACGUACCAGCAACUUUUCCCAGUACGCUGUGCCGUUAUUCAGAUCAGACAAACACGGAUAGUUAUGGAGAUAUUGUUACUCAGAAUUUGAUGUGGCUUGCUGAGGAAGCUGUACAUGCACCUCUUAAUGUUAUGACAGAACUUCCCCAGGAUACAAAUCUCAUGUCUAAUCUUCACCCGAAUUAUAAGGCAGAUAGUAUUUUAGAAAGUCAUUUUUAUGUUACUCUUCCACCUCAUUCAGAAAUCCCCGGAGCUUCACAACCAUGUUACAGUUUCCAGGACGAAAACACUACUGAUAAUGGACAGAGUUCUGAGCAGAUCCAUAUGUGUGUCGAUAGCACAGCCCAAACUUUCUCAUCAGAAUUGGAAUUAACUUCAGAUUUAGUUCGUGUAAGCGGUUUCACCAGUGAGUCGAAAGACAACACAAUGUCGUGGCCAAACUCUUCUAGUGACAGUUAUUCCUAUAAUCCUCAUUACUACAAAGGUGUUCCCAAUUUUUCCAUGAACUCAUCUCUAUGUAUUCAUACCGUGGAACCACAUGAAGCCAGUGGAGAAAGUUACGUGAAUGGUUUUACUGUAUACCAAGGCCCUUCAAGCUCCGAUGAACUACUUGAUCAGACUUUUGAAUAUCCAGUCUGUGAUUUCUUUCCCACGGAUGGUCAUAGUUAUACUUCCUACGACCAUUCUAAACCAUCCUACUAUAAUAAUUUUUCCGAAGGAUUUAGUAGCGCGAUAGUUUAUCCAGAUUGUGAUCCAAAUGGUUACGAAAGUGAACAGCAUGAUUGCUACACUGAUAGUAUAUUCGUCUCCAGCUUUCCAGACUCAUUGGUCACACAAGAUAAUACAUAUGUUUCCGCAUAUUUAAUUCCUGAUCAAAACUGCGAUUCUCGUGUGAAGCAGUCGAACAGCUAUCCGGAUUCUGCGGUACACAUCCCUUUCUGUACAGCAUAUGAAACAAAUGCAAAUAGUCUUCAAUACAAUAACUCAGUCCAAUGUGCACAUACAUUUGAACUGCCUUCGGCAACAUUUUUGACCGAUACAAAUCAGCAAUCAGCACGUAAUGCUUCUGUAUACGCACCAGCCGUGGUUUACCCUUACAGUAAUACAAAGUCGGAAUCGCUUCCUAACAACACGGAGUAUUCAUCUGUGGAAAACGUCCCAGCCAAGUGUGUACCUGUGAUUCCUCCUGUCAUUUCUGAGAAUAAUAACACAGUUUCCAAAAAAUCGAAGUGGAUUUGUACUCAUUGUUCUUUGAGUUUUACACGUCCAAGUCACUUGGUAGAUCAUUUUCGUAUUCACACCGGUGAAAGACCUUACAAGUGUAUUUUAUGUGGACGUCAAUUCACUCAAGCUUCUAACCUUCGCCGACAUCUCUCAAGUCACAGAGCUUGGCCACCAGUGUCAUCUGUAACUGCUGCUGCAUCCAGUGGGCACGAAAAUUCGGAAAUGGUUCCAAAGAACACUGAAGUGGUAACUAACCCUACUUCGUGUCGCCAUGUGUCUCCUAAAAUUUGGAUAUGUCGGUUUUGUGAUCAACGAUUUGAAACAUACAUACAACUUCGGGCUCAUAUAGUACAUCAUAAAGACAAGCAGGUUUAUGCAUGUGUAUUUUCUGAUUGUAACUCCUCUUUUUCAUCACCAAACAGUUUGUUAAAUCAUUUGUUAGAAAAACAUCGAGUUAACAGGAGUGACAAACUUGCAUGUCAAACUUGCGACCAAAAAUUUCACGAUUUCUUGCAUCUUGUUCGACACUUGUUGCCCCGACGUAAUGGAUGUAACUCCGGUUGUCCUAUGCUGUAUAUUAGAUCAAGAAAAAAGGAAAGUAAAUUGUUGAAGAGGAAUCGUAAAUUUAUUUCACACCAUAGGUCUAAUAAUGGACAGGAUGUAGAACGAGGUUCAAAGUCGUCAGCUGAAUACUCCAGUACUGCUAAUUAUUUGGAUCCGACAUUCCGUCUACUUCCUUUACAAAGAUUCAAAAAAGAUAAUUCAUUAUUUGGAUUCAAGUGCCCGUUUUGUGUGAAAAUUUGCAAAAGUCUUAAACAUAUCCAUGCUCAUUUGUCUGAUAGACAUUCAAGCCUAAUCAAUCUUUCAGUAUUCAAAUCUGCCUUGUCCAACAAUACUAUGAAUGAUGACACUAAUAAUACAGUUUCCCUUCCGCGUAAUACAGAUUCGUCUUUCAGUGAUGGUGAAUCUUCUAAAACAGCCUUGUUUCUUCUUCAACUAGAAAAGUGUAUGUUAUCUCAUGGAAAUCACCUAGAAUCUAACAAAAAUCCACCUAAAAUAUUUGUAUGCAAAUUUUGUGGCAAAAGUUUUCAAAAACAGAAGUUUUUUAGUGAUCACGAGUUGAUGUGUCAACAGUCAAUUCAAGAACGAGCACGUCGAAUUCGUCUUAGAGCCAAUAAACGACAAAAGUUUUUCGUUUCACAGAAAAGUAAUAUUGAAUUGGAUAUGAAUUUAUGCACUGAUAUCACUCCUCCAAAUCAAGAUUUCGUCCUUUGUAAUUCAGAGGAUUCAGUUUCAGCGCUUAGAAGAUCCACACGUAAUAAAACAUUUCAUACAUUUUGGAAACCUAAACCAACUCGUCGAAAGCGUAAUUUUGAAUCCGUCUGCUGAUUAAAAAUAAACAGGCUCAGUUCUAAAAUAAAUUUUCAGAAUAAUGAUGAUGGUUUAGUUUCCGGUAUUCAUUUCCAAACUUCUGGGAAAAUUGGAAAUGACUUGGGAGGAAAUACCAUGCAAUCAUAUGAUAAUCAUAAUCACAACAAAGGUCGUCGAUUUCGCUCUUUAGUUAAAUGUUGGUUAACAUUAAGUCAUGAUUUUAAUGGAUACAAGAAGCAAUGACUGAAUUUAAAUGCGGAGUAAAUUUUAUGCUGAAUCUCGUUCACAUUCUUUUUCAACUGAUAACUCUAAUUCUUUAAGGUUUUGUGAUAAAUUUAUAUGUUCCAUCUUACAAAUGAAUGUUAAAUAUAUAUUUGCGUUCUAUUUUCUCUUUUUGAUUUACAUUUUGCAUGCGUGUUGUGUGAUUCAUGACCUUUGCUUGCUAAUUGUGCCUAUGAUCCCUGUUGUUGUGUUAAGUAGACUACGCCAACAAACUAAUGCAUAAGUAAUUUUUGGUGUGUUAUUUCCUGCUGAAUUUUGGUCACUAUACAAAUCAGUAGCUUAUUCCUGAUACUAGUAUCAUGAAAAGAUCCAUUGUUUUUCGGCCUAAUUAUUGUGAGCCCUCAGACAUCUCUCUUUCUGUUCAACUUAUGAAUUAAGCCUUUUUCCUUAAUUUCUAUCGGUUCCGUUUGAUAUUUUCAUAACUAAAACCCACUUGGUCCUAGGCCACUCUAACCAAAAUUCAAUUUUUUGAAUACUGGUUUUGACUGACCUCAUUUCACAGUAACUCCUUAUAAAUAGUCCUUCAGACAUUAUAACUUCUC
This is a messenger RNA of Schistosoma spindalis, 3886 nucleotides long. Lineage: Eukaryota; Metazoa; Platyhelminthes; Trematoda; Strigeidida; Schistosomatidae. The record is from the annotation of a GenBank genome assembly.